Molecule: messenger RNA, 1551 nt
Organism: Fusarium vanettenii 77-13-4
Lineage: Eukaryota; Fungi; Ascomycota; Sordariomycetes; Hypocreales; Nectriaceae
Exons: 4
Coding region: 1-1551 (516 amino acids)
Biological process (GO): transmembrane transport; carbohydrate transport
Cellular component (GO): membrane
Molecular function (GO): carbohydrate:proton symporter activity
Source: RefSeq, a predicted model, not a curated record
AUGAAUCCAACCACUAGUAAAGAUGAUGCUCUGCACUCUCUGGAGGAGGCUCAGGCUGCGUCGGCUGCGGAGCAUUCCACCACCCUGCGGCAGGCUCUGCGCGAGAACUGGAAAGCAGUCUUGUGGUCUGCCGUGAUCUCGCUGACUAUUGUCAUGGAGGGAUAUGACCAGAGUCUCAUGUCAAAUUUCUUUGGCUACCCGACAUUUCAACGCAAGUUUGGAUCAUAUUAUCCAGCGCAAGACACUUGGCAACUCACUGGAGCUUGGCAAGCCGGUCUUCAAAACGGCACCAACUCUUGUGUGGUAAUCGGGGGCUUCAUCAACGGGUGGGCAUCAGCUCGCUACGGCUACAAGAGGGUCCUUCAAAUCUCACUCGCACUGAUGACUGGCUUCAUCUUCAUCUCCUUCUUUGCCGUCCGGAUUGAAAUGCUCCUCGUCGGCCAAAUGCUUUGCGGCCUUACUUGGGGUGUCUACGCAACUAGCGGGCCGGCCUAUGCCUCCGAGGUGGCUCCCCUUGCUCUACGAGGUCAUUUGACCGUCUAUGUCAACCUCUGCUGGGCCAUGGGCCAGUUCCUUUCAGCUGGCGUCCUCAAAGGCAUGCUUGCUUAUACAUCAGAGUGGUCGUGGCGCGUCCCCAUUGCCAUUCAGUGGAUGUGGCCUCUUCCCAUCAUCAUUGCUGUCACGAUGGCUCCUGAAUCUCCUUGGUGGCUCACUAAGCGGGGUCGGUACGAAGAUGCUGAAAUGUCUCUAAUGCGGCUCUCUAACCGAUCUCGCGUUGACUGUCGAGCUACCGUAUCCCAGAUGCGACACACAAUUCAGCUUGAGUCCGAUAUUCAAUCUGACUCCAGCUAUCUCGACUGCUUCCGAGGCGCGAAUCUACGACGAACAGAGAUCUGCAUGAUUGUCUUUGCUGGCCAGCAACUAUCGGGCGCUGUGUUUGCUUAUACGCCAACCUACUUCUUCAUUCAGGCUGGUAUUAGCACGGACAACGCUUUCAAGAUUGCUAUUGGCAGCACAGCAAUGGCUUUCCUUGGAACUUGUGUCUCUUGGAUCUGGCUCUCUUACUUUGGCAGACGAGUGUUGUAUACACUGGGCAUCACCCUCACAAGCUGCUGCCUCAUUAUUGUGGGCAUAUGCUCCGCCGCGUCGUCCACCUCAGGCGCCCAAUGGGCUCAAGUCUCGUUUGUCUUGGUCUGGAAGCUCGCCUACUCCAUGACGGUCGGGCCCAUCUGCUACGCCAUCAUCUCCGAGACAUCCGCGGUCCGUUUGAGACCCCAGACUGUGGUGAUUGCAAGGAACACCUACGCCAUGGCCCAGAUUGUGGCCAAUGUUCUCAAUCCCUACAUGCUCAACCCCAUCGAGUGGAACUGGAAGGGCAAGGCUGGUUUCUUUUGGGCGGGAACUUCGGCCAUUACUGCCAUCUGGUCAUACUUUCGACUUCCUGAGACUAAGGGUCGAACAUACGAGGAACUUGAUAUUCUGUUUGAGAAGAGGGUCAAUGCGAGGAAGUUCAAGGAGGCAUCUGUGGAUGCAUAUGGCCUGGAGCAUUAA